Molecule: messenger RNA, 669 nt
Organism: Coprinopsis cinerea okayama7#130
Lineage: Eukaryota; Fungi; Basidiomycota; Agaricomycetes; Agaricales; Psathyrellaceae
Exons: 6
Coding region: 1-669 (222 amino acids)
Biological process (GO): (1->6)-beta-D-glucan biosynthetic process; cell wall biogenesis
Source: RefSeq, a predicted model, not a curated record
AUGUUCACCAAGGCAUUCGUCCUCCUCGCCAUCGCCUCCCAGGCUUUUGCCACCGUCUUCAUCACCAACCCAGUCGCGACGAGCACCCUUGUCGGUGGUGAAGAGGCUACCAUUUCCUGGAUUGAGAGCGGCGGUGGCCCCUCUUUGGAAGAAUUCGGUCCUGCUCGCAUUUCCAUCUACGUUGGUAAUGCUCAACAGCAGACUGGCCUCCAAGUUAUCGCUGAAGAAGUCGAUGUCUCGACUACUUCAUCCGUCAGCUUCACCGUUGACCCCAGCAUCGGACCCGACAGCGAUGAAUACUUUAUCCGUGUCGAGUCUCUCAACCUCAGGGACGAGGAACAACCUCAAUACCCUGCUCUCGCUUUCUCUGCCAAAUUCACCCUCUCCGAGAUGACUGGUGUCUUCACCGCUGAAAUCCUCGACCAAAUCGCUGGCCAAUCCACCGCUCCUCUCGCCCUCCCCACCGCUGCCGCUGGUGACGCCUCUGCCAUCUCCACUCCCACCGGCUCUGGUGCCGUUCGAGCUGCCUCUGCCGCCAGCGACUCUGCUCGUCCCACCAGCUCUGGCGCUGACGAUGAGGAGGAUGAUGAUGAGGAUGGUGCUGCCUUCACCAACUCGAAAGUGGUUACAUUGAGUGCUAGAACACCCAAUGCUCAGGCAUGGGCUUGA